UCUGACAGUAGAUGAUUGAAGUUAAAGUUGAAAGCGAUGUGAAGUGCACUAUUGCUCCCUAUCUUUCUUCUUCUCUCUUCCUCUCUUUGCUGAAAGGCUUAUCCUCGAUCACAUGUUAUAUAUAUGUGCUAAAAACCUCAGAAGCAUCUCAAAAGGAAAUAAUAUUAAAAGAAAAUGGUGAUAUCGACCACCUAUCCCGCGGCGGAGCAGCAGGUUCAAUCCAGUACUUUUGCUUCCAGAUAUGUCCGCGAACCCCUUCCUAGGUUCAAGAUGCCAAAAAAUUCAAUGCCCAAAGAAGCAGCAUAUCAAAUAAUAAAUGAUGAAUUGAUGCUUGACGGAAAUCCAAGGUUGAACUUGGCAUCUUUUGUGACCACAUGGAUGGAGCCUGAGUGUAAUAAACUCAUGAUGGCUUCAAUAAAUAAGAACUAUGUUGACAUGGAUGAAUACCCUGUUACAACUGAGCUCCAGAAUCGAUGUGUAAACAUGAUUGCAAACUUAUACCAUGCUCCAAUCGGGGAUGGUGAGACAGCAGUUGGAGUUGGGACUGUUGGUUCCUCUGAGGCAAUAAUGCUGGCAGGAUUAGCUUUUAAAAGAAAGUGGCAGCAAAAGAGAAAAUCACAGGGCAAACCCUAUGACAAGCCCAACAUAGUCACAGGAGCAAAUGUGCAGGUUUGCUGGGAGAAGUUUGCUAGGUACUUUGAGGUUGAGCUGAAGGAGGUGAAGCUGAAAGAGGGAUAUUAUGUGAUGGACCCUGCGAAAGCAGUGGAAAUGGUUGAUGAGAAUACCAUAUGUGUUGCAGCCAUUCUGGGAUCUACCCUGACUGGGGAGUUUGAGAAUGUCAAGCUCCUUAAUGAACUUCUCACCAACAAGAAUAAGGAGACUGGUUGGGACACCCCAAUACAUGUUGAUGCUGCCAGUGGAGGGUUCAUUGCUCCUUUUGUUUAUCCGGAUCUUGAGUGGGAUUUCCGCCUGCCAUUAGUAAAAAGCAUCAAUGUAAGUGGGCACAAGUAUGGCCUUGUAUAUGCUGGUGUUGGUUGGGUUGUGUGGCGAUCCAAGGAGGAGUUGCCUGAGGAUCUUGUCUUUCAUAUCAACUACCUUGGAUCUGAUCAGCCCACUUUCACCUUAAACUUCUCUAAAGGGUCUAGUCAAAUUAUAGCUCAAUAUUAUCAGCUUAUUCGGCUUGGCUUUGAGGGGUACCAGAAUAUCAUUGAAAACUGCAUAGAGAAUGCAACAGUUCUGAAGGAAGGGAUAGAGAAAACAGGACGAUUUGACAUUGUCUCCAAAGAUGUGGGUGUUCCCCUUGUGGCUUUUGCUCUAAAGGACAGUAGUAAAUACACUGUGUUUCAGAUAUCUGAGGGUUUGAGAAAGUUCGGGUGGAUUGUUCCAGCUUAUACAAUGCCUGCAGAUGCCCAACAUAUUGCUGUGCUCCGAGUGGUUAUUAGGGAGGACUUCAGUCGCAGCCUGGCAGAGAGACUUGCGUCACAUAUUGAGGAGGUUGUGAAGGAACUAGACUCACUUGCAAGUGUUGUGGCCAUUGGAGCUUCCCAUGUUGAUUCUGUUGUUGAUGCAGUUCAAGAAGGGAAUAAGGGUGGGACAGCUGCUAGAAAGACUGAGAGAGAUAUUCAAGCAGAGGUCAUCACGUCCUGGAGGCGUUUCGUGGAAAAUAAGAGAACAGGGGUCUGUUAAGACCCUACAAUAUCUGUUCUACUGUAUUAUUUGUAACCAUAUUGUGAAUUAAUGGAUUGUUGUGGCAAUGUUUACUUUUUCCGAAGUGCAGCAUUACUUUUUAUAAGGCAAUUUCGUUGUAUUAUGCAAUUAUAACAGUGAUAUAUGUUGUGUUUGUGGAAUAUUAUAUUCAAAUAAAGUAAUUAUGGAUGUUUUUAUUUGUCUUGCCUGCUUGAUU
Messenger RNA from Durio zibethinus, 1903 nucleotides. Its product is annotated as glutamate decarboxylase-like. Gene Ontology annotation, cellular component: cytosol. Gene Ontology annotation, molecular function: glutamate decarboxylase activity; pyridoxal phosphate binding. Gene Ontology annotation, biological process: L-glutamate catabolic process. Lineage: Eukaryota; Viridiplantae; Streptophyta; Magnoliopsida; Malvales; Malvaceae. The record is from RefSeq and is a predicted model, not a curated record.